AUGCCUGAUCCUAGCGAUAUGCAAUUGGAAAACUUCAAGAAGGGCCAGCCGAAACCAAAUGUGCUGACAACGUCCAACGGUGUUCCGAUUGCCAACAAAACUAAUGUACUCACUGCUGGACCCAGGGGCCCAAUGCUAAUGCAAGAUGUUAUAUACAUGGACGAAAUGGCACAUUUUGAUCGCGAAAGGAUUCCCGAAAGAGUGGUCCACGCCAAAGGAGGAGGUAUGUGCUUCAGUUCUCCAUAUUUGUCUCUAGUUCUCCCACAAUAG
This is a messenger RNA of Ostertagia ostertagi, 270 nucleotides long. The record is from the annotation of a GenBank genome assembly. NCBI's taxonomy places the organism in Eukaryota, Metazoa, Nematoda, Chromadorea, Rhabditida, Trichostrongylidae.